AUGCGCGAGACCUCCGCUGAGCAGAAACUGCUGCGGGAGGUUCAAGAACUGCGCAGCGAGCUAAACGACACGCGCAGGUCCUUCUGCGAUGUCACACUGGCCACAAAAGUCCAAGAGAAUGGCAUUGAUACGUUGGAGAAUCUUCCACACUUCCGCGCGGUUCACCAGCUGAGAGCACACUCCAGCAGGGUCCACCAGGUCGUCUGGUCCCCCUACGAUGACAUCCUCAUGUCAGUGGGAGCUGACUCCUUUGUCGGGGUUUGGGAUGUGAAGCGGGGUCUCCUCAGGAAUCUCGUCGACACAACCAUGAACCAGACCACCACGGUUGACUGUACACCCGAACUUGACAUUGUAUACUGCGGUGGUCUUUACGCCAAGGUGGAGGCAUACACUUUGAAUCAUCGCUCGGCGGAAGACGGCUACUCCGAGUACACUGCUUCAACUGUGUUUGAACACGAAGGUCGCAUUAACGCGGUAACUUGUCUGAAGGAUAAGGGCCUCCUGACUGCCGCGGCUGUAGAUGGCGCAGUGCUCUGGGACGUGGAUAGCGUGAAAGUUAUAUCAAAAUUCAACCAUCAACCGGCUGACGUUCUCUGUCUCCUACCACUCACUUCUAACGGUCAGAACUUCAUCACCGGUUCAUCGGAUGGCGUUCCACGAGUUUGGGACAAACGAGAGGCCACACCCUUGGUCUCGACCAUGGGCGGUCACGAAUCGGAACUCACCUGCAUAGAAAUGCUGCCAAACGAGACCACCUUUGUGACGGGCUCAGAUGACACCAGUCUGCACCUCUACGACCUACGUCUAGACUUCCCAAUUGCGCGCUACACAAAGCCGGAGGUGAGCGCCCUGGGGAGGCAUUCGCUUGCACGUUCACGAACAAUGUCCGAAAACUGGAGUUCGGAGAACGGCGGGCAGGUGACUACAGGCGGAACCCGAUCGGCCGGCGACAAGGAGAAUGAGGAGGAUUUAAACACCACGCCCGGUGUGAGUGGUAUUGGAGUCUCCACUUCUGGACGCAUCGUACUGAGCGGAUGCCGGGAUUCCUACCUCUAUGUGUGGGAUCUCUGCGAUACGACUGGAGCAGUGGAGGUCUUGAGGCAACCGGGGCCGGUAAUGUCUCUAAAGAUGGCGCAUGACAAACACGCCUUCGCCCUCAUGACCUGGGACAUAAAGACAAAAAUACAAAUUUUCCGGCCAACGUGA
Messenger RNA from Spirometra erinaceieuropaei, 1206 nucleotides. The record is from the annotation of a GenBank genome assembly. NCBI's taxonomy places the organism in Eukaryota, Metazoa, Platyhelminthes, Cestoda, Diphyllobothriidea, Diphyllobothriidae.